AUGUCUCUUCGGAUUAUUACAGCCGGUAGCCAUAAAAUACCUGUGGCUUGUUUGAGGAUGGCUUUGAAGAUGAUCCAUGGGGCAGAAUUGGUAGAACAUCUUGUGUGCACAACCAUCACCAAAACUAAUGAAGUUCAGAUGAAGGAACAUCUUGUGUGCACAACCCAUUCCAUCCUUUUUAACGGUUACUUAACAGGGUGGAAUGGAUUCGUGGACCGAGAGUUGGAUUGCAAGCUCUUGGGUGACAAAGGCAUAGAUGCUUGAACGACAAAUGACGAUCCGUAUAUACCGUAUAUACAUUGUGUGAUGAUGCACUCAAUUGAUUCGUUUGUUUACACCUCAAGUGUGGAUUCAAGAUUUCACUGUUCAUCCAAUUAACCUUCCAUGAGUAUGCCUGGAGUUGCGAAGUUUGGUUCGAAAUAGAUUGCACCGGGGAUGCCGACCCGUACGUGUCCGAACCAGUGGGUGUCGAUCGAUGUAUACCGAACAAUAGAAGUCGAACCAUAUAUACCGAUCCAUGGAUAUCGGACCAGAACAUGCGUGACCGAAGCUUAGAUGCCCAAAUCAUAGGAUUGGUGCAAUGGGCUUAGUAUGUGCUUGAAGUGUGACCAUUUUAAUAUGACGCGAUAGUUUUUAUACACAUCUGAAGUCGGAUGAGGUAGCACAAGCCUAUCACUGUUAUUGCAAUUAUGUUUUGCUGUAGUGACACACCAUCGCUUGAGUAGGCCAUCAAAAGAAAUACUUGAUGUUGGGAUUGAAUUCGUUGAGAGAUAGAUGUGGGAUUGAAUUUGUCAUGAACCAAGUCAGAUGGAAGCUCAAGUCAAGAAACUCCUUUUUUUUACAUGUUGAUUUAGGAUUGCUAGAUUUGACAAUCACGUGUAGAUUUCUAGGUGGGAUGAACCGAGCUGCGUUGUGAACAUCUGGAUCGAGUAUCGUCUUCAAUGUCGGGAAUACUGGCAUAGAAUAAAGUCAAACGGGAAAAAAUGGAAGUCGCCAACAUCCAUUGACGAAUUCAAUUUUGCUACAAUAGAAUCGAUUUUAUGUACAACUUAGGUACAACUUACUAAUGCUCAGGUAUAUGGCUGUCUGGUUUGAUCGAUCGUCAAAGAACAUAGGUGACGUUUACCACUGAAGUCGGUUAUCAGACAGAGGAAAGGGGUCGAGAGUUGACUGGUUUUGUGAUUGUAAUGAGGUAAGAAAACCCAUAUGUACCAAACCAUAGAUGCAGAUCACCGAAUACCAAGCCACAAGUACGAUCAAUGUAAAACAUAACUUAUAUCUCCGAUUCACUUCUAUUUUUUUCCCUAAAAAAUGGGAUAAACAGUCAUCCUACUAUAUUUUUUAUCUCGUUUUUACUCCC
This is a messenger RNA of Lactuca virosa, 1360 nucleotides long. The record is from the annotation of a GenBank genome assembly. NCBI's taxonomy places the organism in Eukaryota, Viridiplantae, Streptophyta, Magnoliopsida, Asterales, Asteraceae.